Molecule: messenger RNA, 2016 nt
Organism: Fonsecaea nubica
Lineage: Eukaryota; Fungi; Ascomycota; Eurotiomycetes; Chaetothyriales; Herpotrichiellaceae
Exons: 1
Coding region: 1-2016 (671 amino acids)
Source: RefSeq, a predicted model, not a curated record
AUGUCUCCCCAGCAGAACCUCGAUUUCGCAAGUGAGUUCCUCAGUGAGGAGGAGCAUCGCACCAUUCGCACAUUGACACAGAUCCUCUCUUGGACACAGAGGCUGGCUGAAGGCGGCAAGGCACAUGUCAACUUCGUCGCAAGUAUCUGUUCAGAGGCAGCGGAGGCACAACAGAACUCCCAACACAAGCUUCUGAACAGCUUCCUGCGAUCCGUCGACGGUGGGGGUUCAGAGGCGAUUGCAAUCUUGCCUGGUGGGUUCACCAGCCACGGGCUCGCUCUCUUUGCUGGAGGCGCCCAACGGUCACUGGAGGGCAAUGCUCAGACCGACCUCAGGGAGCCCAACGUUUCCAAGGGUGAAAGAUGCAGGGUGGGAUUUACGCGGUACACGGUCCCUCCCGAUUUUGUACAAGACCCUCUACCAUCCCUUUUCGACCUCCUAGAGAAACAUGGCGGCGACGUCCCUCCGGCCCUCGCCGUCCAGCUGACCCUGACACUGUUGAAGCACGCCCCGAGGCAGAUCGGCCAAGAAGCGCAGCACAAGGCCUGGGAGGACUUCUCAGUGUUCAUGACCUGUGUCGGGCGGAAGCGGCUACAGGACGUAUUUGACUUUGGAGCGAGGGUUCGAAACUUUUACGCGGUCUUCCGGUAUGAGGACGGGGACGGAGAGAGCCCAGCCUCGUUCGCCGACGCGGGAGAUAAACUCACGCCCCCCCAGGCCAACGAGGAGCGGUUUAACGGUGUUGCCCCUCUCCCCAAGGGCAAGGGGCCAGAGCUCAAAACCUUUCUUAGGAAGCUUGAGCUCAUCAGCAAGGCCGAUCACAAGCAAUCUGAAAGUAGCGAAUAUAACGCACCUCGCUUCUUUUACGGGGCUCUAUGCACGCUCUUGCGAGGUAUAGAGAAGGCGCUGACUCGUGCUAAGCUAUCUCAGCCUCCUUGGGCCGGACAGGCAACUGAUGAUAGAGCGGCCUUCAGCAAAGCCAUCCAUGCUCUGGAGGCCAUCAUGCAUUUCCUGUGGGCUUUUGUAGCCCGCUUUCGAGAACAGAUCCGCCUCACACUCAAGUGGGUGACCCGCAUAUGCGAGCCCAAGCACGACGCCCACCUGGCCCCUAAACCAGGGAUCGAACAAGCCAGUCCCUACCUGGAGGGGGAACACGUCGUCACCCUGAAAGAGAUCGAGGACGGGAAGACUUGGGACUGGUCCAACGCGUGCCUCCAGUGGCUACAGCUCCUGCUUUCUCAGCAGGACGCCGCCCGGGACAUUCACAUGUGGGCGCCAUCUCGGACAUGGCGAUCCAAGUCUUUGAGGCAAGUGGUCCCCCUGGUCAAGGUCCACACGAUUGAGUUCAGGGUCGCACCCUGGGAUCGAGGCUCCCGCGACCUGUGCAACGUUCGGCAGGAACUGGAAGAACUCGUAUGGCACUCCGAGGCCAAUCGCAGUGCUUUGACAAUGUGGCUGGAGCGGAACGGACACGGCGAUCUGGACGAGGCGAAAUUCACGGGGGCUGUCCACUGUGAGACGAUGCUGCUCACACUGCACGCCCUGACCCUCCCCUGGGUAUUCGGAGGCACUUACCCAAGUCCCGAAACAAUAUCCCAGUGUCUCAGGUCUCGCGACAUAGUCGUCUCGCCGCAAGUCAUUGGCAAGCUCCAGGCCGGUCGCGACAUGCUGGGUGUCUCGAGAAGAUGCUGCCCUGGAUGUAGGGCCGUUGUCCUUGCGAUCCGCAACCUGCAGAGCUUCCGUCGACGAGUAACCCCGCCGCCUUUCCACGGGGUUUGGCUCCCCAUGGCCCUCCCGCCCUGGACGCCACGUCGCAUCGGCCUCAAACUCUUGGAACAGCUUCGUCAUGAGAUUCGUUAUCGCGACCGACUCGCUUUCAAAGCCUUGACCCCGGAGGAGCAGGAGGAGCUGAACCGGAAUCAUGUGCCCGAGGUCAUUCUUCCUCCGAAGAUUCCAGAGCUGCCAGUAGGUUGGGUAUCUUCUGAAUCCGAUUCCGAAUCUGCACCGGAAGUUUGA